CUUUUACUUUGUUCUCAUCUUGAUAGUCAGUUGGAAAGGGUGUCUGUGGAACGAGUCAGUGGACUGCAGCACGGGAGUCCGUCCCCAAGAAAACCAACAAGUUGGAUGAGGAGGGCAUGGAGGUGGCUGUCUGUCGACAUGGUGUGCUUUUGAGAAGUCUCAACAUGAUGAGGGGAGAAAUAUUUGCAUAUCCCAUGUUUCUGCAAAAGGAGUUGACUCCAAAGAAUGUGCAGUUCAUGUGCACUGAUGUAAUAUGCAAGUACUGGCCAUACCUGCGGAGAGUUGUUAGUGAUUGUCCAGAGCUCUCUCCUCUCCUGGACAUGAAGCCAUUUCUGUCAGUAAUGCAUGCUAAGGCCCACUCUUGGAAAUGUGAGAUUAAGUGGGGUGGUCGAAACCAAGAUGGAGCAGGCACCACCCUGGGUGAAGAGGUCGAACAAGUGAACAGCUUCUUGUCAAGAACUGCUAUAUGCAGCAAAUACAUGACCAAAGGAGCUAGAACAGACAUUAUUACUAUCCAGGCCAUGGCAUGGAACCAACGCAAAAUUGAGAACCUAUCAAAAGUGCUGUCCCGAAGACUAAUGAAGACAAAAGCAAAAAUUCAGGAGGAGUCCUUAAACCUUGAUGCAAUGAAGGCAGAUUUGGCUGUAACGGAUGAUGAGCUUCAAAGCUGGAUUAAUGAAAUCAAGCAGUGGGCUGAUACAGCAACAAGUGAGGAGAACACAGGCAGUCAACAGGGGCUGCAGAAGGUGAUUGAGACGCUUUAUGUGAGCAUCAGGCAGAGGAAGCAAAACCUUUACCGUCAAACAGAUGGAAACAAGAGAAGACACAAACUCCGCAGAAAGAUUUUGGAGGAAAAAGCCAAACUUAGUGCAGCUGUAGAUGAAUACAACAAGGCUGCACCUGAAAAACUGCAGUCAGCUGAUGCAAUUCUGGCAUCUGAGAGUUAUGCAUGGCCAUGGCUACUGGAUGAGCGUGAUAAUCUUAUCACCAAAAAAAAGGCCUUUGACCAACUGAUGCUCCUGAACCGCCUUACCGAAGAGGAGUGCAUUGUCCUAAAAGAGAUCAAAAAUCACUGGAAAAGCCUCAAAAGAGAACAUUCUGUUCUAAAUGAUCAUUCAAGCCAUAUUGCUAUUGAAAUAAAAAAAAACAAACAGGACUGUGAAUUUUCUGAAAGUGGAAUACUAGGACUUCACUCUCUACUUAUGAAAAGACUAUCCUACCUCAAAAGUCACAUCUCCUCUGUUCGUCAGCUGUACAGUAGUGUACUAGACAAUUGUGAGCUGAAAGAAGAUGAUUACAUGAAUGAGGAGGAUAUCCAGUAUGGUUUGGAGGAGGAGGAGGAGGAGGAUGGAGAUGAAGAGGAUUUGUUUUCCCAGUCAGUAUAA
Molecule: messenger RNA, 1385 nt
Organism: Rhinichthys klamathensis goyatoka
Lineage: Eukaryota; Metazoa; Chordata; Actinopteri; Cypriniformes; Leuciscidae
Exons: 8
Coding region: 117-1385 (422 amino acids)
Source: RefSeq, a predicted model, not a curated record